CUUCCCUGCUCAGUUUGACGGUGCAUCAAACAUCAGUUAGAGAAGCAUUACGGAAUCAGUGACAAAGAUCUCAACUGCUGGACAAAGAAAUAUUCUAGCUCCGUCUAAAAUGUGUGACCAUCAAGAGAAAGAAGGGAAACACAGAAAAAACAACAACUCAAAAGCUAAACAGGUGAAGCAGCAUCACCAUCAUCAAGUCCAUCACCACCAUCAUUACCAUCACCGGUCUGAUGACAACGUCAGCCAAGAAACCCUCUCAACAGUGGAUAGUGGUGAUCAUCAGCAGCACCACCGAAAUCACGGAGAAAAUGAUGGGAGCCAUUCUUCAUACACUCACCACAACCACUAUAGGCCAAAGCAUCGUAAUGCUUCUGUUUCAGAGACCUCAUAUGAUUCCUCAUCGUCAACAUUUUCUUCAUCAACAUCCUCUUCCUGUUCUUCUUCUUCUUCCUUUUCAUCUUCCUCCUCAUCAUUUUCGUCCUCCUCUACAACAUCAUCCUCCACUUCUAGCCUAUCUACUGGAAACACCAGUGACUCUUCAGAGAGAAACACUCACAGGAAGCCUCAGCAUUCCCAGUCUUUUACUGACAUUUCUAUGAAACAUCGGUAUUUUGAAGAAGAGGACGACACCAUCCCUUUAAUUGAUAAAAGAAGAAGUCUACACAGGUCAUCUGCUAAAAAGAAAAAACAAAUAGCGAAAUCCUCCCCCAGCUGCCCUAUUAAGACAGGCUUUAACGAUCAUCAAACAAGUGGUAUUGGGAAUAAUGGAAGCUUCCGCAAAACCAAAUCACUGGAAGAUCUCACAGCCUCUAAAGAAGAAGGAGGAAACGGAAGCAAUGAAUGCGAAGAUCAAGAGAUGAGCAAAAACGUGGCCAAAAAGAAUUUAGCUAAAGAAAAAAUGAAGUUUUCUGCCUUCCUUAAUGAGAUCACACGUCAGGUGCUUAGCCCAAUGAGACUCAACUCUCUUGGGGUGACAAACGCUCAAAGACCCUGGAGUCCAGGACAAGUCUCUGCCAGAUCCAGGGAGACAGACAGCAGCAAUGAUAGACUCAAACAACAGAGAAGCCGUGCUGCAAGUGCAGACUCGGCUUGUUCAAGCAGGCGUUCCCAUAACAGCAAGCAUUCCAAAUCUUCUCACCUGUCUCACUCUAAAGCUUCAAAUAAUCCUGGUCACCAUUCAGUAAGUCCAUCUGGUCCACUGAGACGGAGAAGCUGUCACUCAAGGUCUCCUGCUCAUGACCAUCAAUCCAGGUUGCCUUCUCGUAAGCAUUACCACCACCAUCAUUCCAACCACCAUCACCAUGACCAUAAAGACUGCAACAGCCCAAUUCAUCACCAAAGAUAUGACCGAGAAUCCAGACAUCACCAUCACCAUAGGCAACACAGCACACCACAUUUCCAUCAGUAUGGAGACAAGUAUCCCGAACAGCAUCGCUGUGCAAAUCACAGUCAUGACCACCAUGAAGAUAUUGUUAGCCCAAUUCAUCACCAUGAGAACCAUCAUAGUUCAGCUCACCACCAGCACAGUCAUUCAAACUCCUGCCCUACCACUCCACAUCUGCAUAGACGCCAUAGUUCCACAGGUGACAUUGGAGGUCAUCACAGUCCAACACGUCGACAUCAUCAUAAAGAACACAAGGAACGACCAAAUCGCUUUUCCAACGAAGACCAACACCAUACAGAUCAACAUCCAUCCCAUGAUGAUCAACAUAAUGAAACCAAAAAGCACCACCAUACAGACUCCCACAGGGAAGUUAAGCGGCGUCAUCAUGGAGAUCAACACAAUCAAGGUAUCCACCACAAUGGAAAUCGUAGAAGUGUAGGCCAUCACCAUCAUCAUCAUCAUCGUGAAGAUCACCAAAGUUCAGGCCACCAUCACCAUGAUGUUGUCCACCACAAUGCAGACCACCAUCAUCAUGGAGACCAUUCCAGUCGCAGCCAUCAUCACCAGCAAAAUCACAACAGUCCAGGCCCCCUUAUUGAUACAGAUCACCACAGUUUUGGUCAUCAUCAAGAUGCAGAGAGUCACCAUCAUGGAGACCACCAAAGUCUAGACCACCUUCAUCAUAGAGCACACCACAAUUCAGAUCACCAUCAUCAUGUAGACCAUUACAGUCCAAGCCAUCAUCAUCAUGGAGACCAUAAAAAAUCAGAUCACCAUCAGUAUGCAGAAAACAACCAUUAUGGAGACCAUCACAGUCUAGAUCAUCAUCAUGAUGUUGAGCACCAAAGUCUGGGUCACCGUCAUCAUGGAGGCCACCACAAUUCAGAUCACCAUCAUCAUCAUGGGGAACAUCAUCAUCAUGGAGACCACCACAAUUCAGAAAGUCAUCAUGGAGGCCAUCACAGUCCAGGCCAACGUCAUCAUGGAGACCACCACAUCGCAAGCCAUCAUCACCACCAAGACCACCACAGUCUAGGCUAUCAUCAUGAUGCAGACCACGAUCAUCAUGGAGACCACCACAAUUCAGACCACCCUCAUGAAGACCUCAACAGUCCAGGGCAUCAUCAUCAUAGAAACCACAACAGUCCAGAUCAUCCUCAUGAGGGAAAAACAAAUCCAGGCCAUCAUCAUUCAGACCACAAUAGUCCAGCCCGUCAUCAACAUGGAGACCAUCACAGUCAAGGUCAUCAUCAUGGGGACCACCACAGCUCCAAGCAUCAUCAUCGACACCAUCACAAACAAGACCACCAUAAACAUGGAGACCAAAACAUGUCACACCAGGGAGAUGGCCACAGUCCACACCAUCAUCAUAGACAUCACAAUAGUCCAACGCAACAUCAUGAAGGUCAUCACGGUCAACACCACCCUGAAAGCCACAUCAGUCCAGGCUAUCAACAGGCAGACCAACACAGUCCAGGCUUUGAUCAUGAAACCUCCUACAGUCUAACUAAUCAUCAUGAAGACGACCCUGACAGUCCAGACCAUCUUCAUAAAGACCACCACAGUACAGGCAAUGAGCAUCCUCAUGUUGAUUAUCACAAAACAAGUCUUCACCAAGAUCAUCCCCCUGAAUCUCAGUCAGAUCUUAGCCUGAAUAGUGAUCUUGGACAUAGUAUGCUUGCUGACCAUCAGACUCACAUAAAAGACUGUUUUACCAUUAGUCCACCUCCAAGAAGAACACAAGAAUGUCUUGUCAGCACUGAUUCAAAGAACACCAGUAAUCCCUCUCAUCUAGAUGAAGAACGGACAUGUUUCUCCAGUCCAUCCCAUGUUAAAGAAAACUCACAGGAAUUUGGCCAAAUCAUGAUUCUGCAGAACCAAAAUGAGGGUCGGCAUCAAAGUUUACUGAAGACAGCUGUGAGGAUGGAGUGUUUGGGAGAAGAAUUCAUCAGCAGCCAGAAGAUCCUGGAAACUGAACUUCAGAGGACACGCAUGGAGCUCAGCAACCUCAUGGAUAGGUUUAACAGGCUCCAUGAUGAUUGCUCCUCCACUCAACAGACCAACAGUCUUCUAGAGAAAAAGCUUCACUCAGUGCUUCAGAAAAUGGAAGGAGAACGCGAAAGGUUGAAUUUGCGUAUCUCCGAACUGACAGAUCAAUUGAGUGAAGUUGAAUAUGCCAACACCAUGGAAGAAAUAAAAGCAACAGCAGGUCUACACAAAAUCAACCAACAUACUGAUUGUGGUGAUGCCCUCCCUCAGAUUAUUCCUCCAAUCGCUCCCCCUCCGGCCCAGUUUAUGGACGGCCAUAGCUAUGGGACAGAAGCGACCUCUGCAUCAGAACAGGCUCUGGGUUCGGUUCCAGAGGAGGAGGAAUCUGACUGGUCCGAGGUUGGAGAAGAGACUCCACGCCUCUUACUAACGGGAACAAACAGAGGUCAGGCAUGGAGACAAGAAGCCGACAUGGACAAAGACAGCGAGUCCGGAAGUGAGGACCUUUCUAGAAGACACGCUCCCCGCUCACUGAAUAUACCUCAUCUUCAGUUCACUAUUCACAAUGAGUUCACGCCAUCAUCCUAUGCCAGUACUUUACCAUCUGGCUUCAAAAAUCUGACAGACAACAUGCAUAGCGAGGAGAGUUACAGGAUCACCACAAGCCCAAAUGUUAAGUCUGCCAUCCUGAUCCGGUCUGCAAGCCUGGAAGAAAUCCAUCUAACGCACCAUCAUGAAGAAUUCAGAGGAACAGAGGCCAUGAUGAACCUUCGUCAUUCAGCUGACGAAGCAAUCGAGGAUCUCGAUAAUCAGAUCAUUCAUCACUGGAGAAUAAGCAAUGAUAGGGACACAGUUAUCAGAAGGCUGACGAAGAGUGGAGGACCGAAGGCAGACGGCAGCUUAGCCUGCCUGGAGUCAGCAGAGCAGCUGCUUAAUCACUUCAUAUACGAAACCCCGCCGAGUGAAGGAAGGGAGCCGGGCUGUGUUGAGAAGCUUGGUUGGACAGGAGGGAUUUCAGAGGAAGUUCUGAAAGGGGAACGAACACAGCUCUGACUGAACACUGUUAAAAAAAAAAAAGAAAUAAUCGACUAAAGAUUGAGUUGCUGAAUCAUAACAGAUAUUUUAUGAUCAGCUGUAAAUAA
Messenger RNA from Cyprinodon tularosa, 4515 nucleotides. RefSeq names its product filaggrin-2. Gene Ontology annotation, biological process: Golgi organization. The record is from RefSeq and is a predicted model, not a curated record. NCBI's taxonomy places the organism in Eukaryota, Metazoa, Chordata, Actinopteri, Cyprinodontiformes, Cyprinodontidae. The transcript is spliced from 8 exons. Bases 110 to 4426 code for a protein of 1438 amino acids. Gene Ontology annotation, cellular component: trans-Golgi network.